AUGGUGACGGGUCAAUUGGUCUCAUACUGGAGGCGUUACCAGCUGCUUGACGCUGUGGUGGGUUUGGGGCUGCUUGUAGUCUCCAUGGUCGUCGUCGUUUGGGUCUCACCCUACUGCCGUCCCUUCAGCUGGAGUGACCCGACGAUAAACUACCCGUACGUCACGAGAGUGACGUUUCCGACGUGGACACUUUUGUUUUUUAUUCUCUUGGCGUUGCUUCUCUACACUGCAGUGGUGACGUAUCUCGGUGGCGCUCUCUGGGUGUGGCUGAAGGCGCAGCUGCUGGCUGUCAUAUCACAGCUGGUGGUGGUUAAUCUGCUCAAGGUAUACGCAGGCCGCAUCCGCCCCGAUUAUUUGAACCGCCUGCGAAGUUUGGGAUUUAAAGAGGGUUUGCACGAGAACGCCGGUGUGCAUGGCGUGACAGACACGGAGUAUUACUGCAGGCUGGGGGACGAGCAUCCCGUGCUGCGCGAGGGACGUCUCUCGUUCCCUUCAGGGCACAGCUCCACGUCGUUUGCGGUGAUGACGCUUAUGUCUCUUUUCUUAUUCGCCUAUACACGACCCUCGGCGCGCGGGGGAAGCUUCUUCCGCUUGCUGCUGUCCUUGUCGCCCUUGACCAUUGCCUUUCUGUGUGCCGUGAGCCGAACGCGCGAUUAUUGGCACCACUUCGACGACAUUGUGGCUGGCGCCUUAAUAGGGGGCGUCAGCGCGUUGUUGUGCUUCUACAAUGCCUUUCGGGUCACGGAGGGUGGCCUGUGCGUUGCAAGAGUCGUCGAGUUAAGAGAGCAAGAGGAACGCGCGGAAGGGGCCCCAAGUGAUCCUCAUAUAACUAUUGUACCUGUUUGA
Messenger RNA from Trypanosoma conorhini, 846 nucleotides. RefSeq names its product phosphatidic acid phosphatase protein. The transcript has a single exon. NCBI's taxonomy places the organism in Eukaryota, Euglenozoa, Kinetoplastea, Trypanosomatida, Trypanosomatidae. Gene Ontology annotation, molecular function: phosphatidate phosphatase activity. The coding region runs from base 1 to 846 and encodes 281 amino acids. Gene Ontology annotation, biological process: phospholipid metabolic process. The record is from RefSeq and is a predicted model, not a curated record.